AUGCCCGCUCCCUCUCACUGCGUCGUUGCAAACCUCGGACCCUCUUCAGCCUCUCAUUCCAUAGCAGCUCCCUCGACCAAUCCUUCUGCCGUUGAACAGCUCUCAGCCUCCCUCCGCUCCACUCUGGACUCACUCUCUCAAUCAGUCACGACGCUGUCUGCACGUCUCCAGAACUCGGAAAAUCCCCGUACUGCCACAUCAUCCCUGCAGCUGCCUGCUCAGACGGACAUCCCCCCUCCCAUCCCCUCAUUCACAUUAGCAAACGCCCGCCCUGGGCCAGCCUUAGGCAUACCUUUGCGUACAGACGCCAGAGCCCUCUCGGAGUAGCCACCAGAAAAUAUUCGAAAAAAGAGGCUCAUUCUGGAUCUAUCCGCCCCCCACUCCGGUCUUCACUCCUCGAUCAAUAGCCUCAUCCCGCCUGCCCCCUUUUCCCUUCAUUACGCUUCCGUGGAUCACGCUAUUCUCCUGAUCAAACGCACCGGCAAAGGAGCCUGGCUAGCUAAAGCCGACAUCACCGAUGCGUUUAAAAUCGUCCCUAUUCAUCCCUCCCAGUGGCACCUGUUCGGCGCUAAAUGGAAAUCUCUUUUCUAUUUCGCUGUUCGUUUGACGUUCGGGUGCAGGAGUAGUCCAUGUCUCUUCGACAAAAUCUCAGAAGCUCUAUGCUGGAUUCUUCUCAAUGUCACCCAUCUUCCAUGCGUUCUUCAUCUCCUGGAUGACUUCCUUCUUAUUGAUCCUCCCUCUAAACUUCCCAGUCUUUCUCUUCCCAAGCUAAAGGAGCAUUUUUCCCGCCUCGGCGUUCCCCCGUCUGAAGAGAAAACUAUUGGCCCCGCUACAAAAAUCGAGUUUCUCGGUAUCGAGCUCGAUUCAGUAGCCAUGAUGGCAUCCCUGCCCGCAGAUAAACUAUCUCGAAUUCGUGAGAUCUCUCAAUCCUUUUGUUCCGCAUCAGUCGUGUCCAAACGCCAACUGCUCUCCCUGUUAGGUCAUCUAAAUUUCGCCAUGCGCAUUAUUCCUCAAGGUCGCUCUUUCAUUUCCCGUUUGCUCGAUCUGGCUAAAUCCGUUCCCUCCCUCCUUGAUCAGGUUACACUGAACGAAGGUUGCCGUUCGGAUCUUUCCUUCUGGUCCAGUCUCCUUCUAAAUUGGAACGGAAAAUCAUUUUUCUACGAUGAUAUCAUUCAAUCUCCCGACAUGCUACAGUUUUUCACAGAUGCUGCCCCAUCCGUAGGUUUUGGGGGGUUCUUUCAGGACAGGUGGUUCGCGGGCCCAUGGCCCUCCUCAUUCAACACCCAAUCAUCCGCUCUGUGUGAGGUCUACCCCAUAGCCAUAGCUUGCCGUCUGUGGGGCCCGCUCUGGGAAAGAAAACGCAUAUCUGCCUAUUGCGACAACAUCGCGGUAGUCGAAGCCUUAAAUAAAGAUUGCUCCUCCUCCCAGUCUCUCAUGCCCUUCAUCAGAAGCAUCACCUGGCAAGCAGUCACUAACAAUUUCAUUAUCUCAGCGCGUCACGUUCCAGGCCAUUCUGACACUGCUGCUGACGCUCUCUCUCGUUUCAAAUUUCAGACUUUUCGUCAUCUUCGACCUACCUCCGAUCUCCAUCCGACUCCUGUUCCUCCUCUAGAGGAAUUCACCCUCAAUUAACUCACUCUCUUCAUUCAUAUCUACUUUCCUCCAGCUUCUACAUGAAAUCUGGUUU
Molecule: messenger RNA, 1687 nt
Organism: Cyprinodon tularosa
Lineage: Eukaryota; Metazoa; Chordata; Actinopteri; Cyprinodontiformes; Cyprinodontidae
Source: RefSeq, a predicted model, not a curated record